Arabidopsis thaliana (thale cress) is the source of this 620-nucleotide messenger RNA. Its product is annotated as endonuclease/glycosyl hydrolase. The transcript has 3 exons. The record is from RefSeq and is marked reviewed. The coding region runs from base 12 to 620 and encodes 202 amino acids. NCBI's taxonomy places the organism in Eukaryota, Viridiplantae, Streptophyta, Magnoliopsida, Brassicales, Brassicaceae.
UUGGUCCGUGUAUGAAACGGAUUUUAAGGAAAUUAGGCUACAAUGGUCCUGUCACCAUCACUGCUGUUGGCUCACUAGCAAAGGUCCCUCGUGACAUCCUUGAAGCGGUUUCUUCCACUGGAAUCUCUCUUUAUCACGAGUUCUACAGUCGUAAAAGCAUGGUUUCGUGUUUCCUUGGCCAUGGUAUAUUGAAUCCACGUCCAUCUACUAUGAUGGUCAUAUCCCGUCCACCAGUGUACAUUCCUCCACGCUUCUAUUCUAAUAUUAGCCGCCGACGUGAAAAUAGAUACAACUCCAUUUUCCCGUUUCCACUUGAGUCUCCUCGAGAAGCCUCCUCCACCCUCUGGAAAAAGUUUCUUUUAGCUGAUCCAGGGCCACUUGAUGAGGAGGAUAGCUGCAGUGAAACGCCUGGACUUGCCUCCUGGCUUUGCUCUGUGUGCCGUCGUAUUGGUUGUGGUCCAGGUAUUGCUGGUCAAGGCGUUGAUAAUUUUAUCACGCAUAUCUCUACUCGAGAACAUGAACUCAAUCGUCGAGGCUGUAUUACCCCAAAAGGUGAUCGCAAUAACUCCAGAUUGAAAGAGAGAGAUAUGUGUAAAGAAGAACAUAAGAAAAUGAUAUAA